Molecule: messenger RNA, 2470 nt
Organism: Pelodiscus sinensis (Chinese soft-shelled turtle)
Lineage: Eukaryota; Metazoa; Chordata; Testudines; Trionychidae
Source: RefSeq, a predicted model, not a curated record
AGCUGGUGCGCGGUCCUUCCAUGACCCCGAGGUCCCCGCCCGUGGGUGUGAAAGAGGAGGUCACGGAGAAACCAAAACGCGCUCCGACCGCAGACAAAGCCGGCUGGGUAAAGAAAAGCAGCGGAGGGCUCUUAGGAUUAUGGAAAGAUCGGUACAUCCUGAUAUGUAAAACGCAGCUGCUGGUGUUUGAAGAUGAGGAAGAACAGAAGUGUUUAGAAACAGUGGAACUGGAGAGCUAUGACAGGUGCCAGGAUCUGCGUGCACUCUUGAAAAGGAAAAACCGUUUCAUUUUAAUUCGAUCGUCACUCAGAAAGGGACUCUGCAAGGCAGAGUACAGUAACUUGCAUCCGUUUAACGUUCAGUGGUUGCUAAAGCCCACCCCUCGGGGGAGGAGCGACAAAUGCAGAAAGAAAGGCAACUACAAAGAUGCAGCUACUGUUUCAGAUGAAAGCAUCUCUCUACCCUUGCAGGUCCAUGAUAUCAAAUUUCUGGCUCAGAGUUUGGAAGAGAAAGAGUCAUGGAUGAAAGCCCUGAAUGAAGGGAUCGGCAGAGGCAAAAAUAAGAUACUUGAUGAGGUGAAGGUAGAUGAGAGCCUAUCGCUGGAACAUGUGACUCGAGACAGAGUCAGAUUGGGUCAUGGGCGCAGACCGCCUACGAGGAUUCAUCUGAAAGAGGUUGCCAAAUCUACCUCCGAUGGAAUCUUGAGGCUGGAUCUGGACGUAGUGGAUAAUGGCCCUCCAGACUUCACCAUGACUGUCAGUGAUAAUGAGAACAUCCCGCCUCCGAAGGAAACGCCAAAGCCACCGAUGCCGCCCACAAAACCUAGCGGCUUGUCAGAGAAGCAGCAUGCUGAGGAAAACGUUGCUGAUCAAGAGCUUAAAAAGCCUUUGUUGCCUCCAGCUAAGAAGCUGGACGAGCACACGCCAUCAGAGGACAAGGGGUCAGUCAGUCAGGGUGAGGAUGGUGAAGAAUACAAAGCAUCCGCUGAGGACAAUAAAGAGAACCUCAUGGAGGUCAGCAAUAGCAGCACGGCAAAGGCUCCGAUUCCACCUCCUAAAAUCUUAUCAGACAAGCUGAAAGGGGUCAGCUGGGAGGAAUCAACCCCUCACUCCGAAAGCACAAAAGAAUUGAAACCUUCCAGGGAUGACAGUAAAGAAAACCUCACGGAUGUGGUCGCAAUAGCUACUGAGAAACCUCCAAUUCCACCUAAGAUUUUAUCAGAAAAAUUGACAGCAGGUUUGAAUUCCACCCCAGGCAGUCCAGAGGCGAAGAGUUCAGAAGGCGAGGAGCCCAGUGAUUCAGACCUCCCUGGGGCUGGAAUGGAAGAUGGGGAAACGACAGAAUCUGCUUCCCAAAAUGUAGAGGUUGAAGAAGGAAGUGAGAGAGCUGCUGACAAGCAAAAGGAGCCACAAACAAUACAGGGACAAACAAAGACUUCCUUAGAGACAGAGGCGAAGCAAGAAAGUACAAAGGUUCCUAGUAAAGAGAAAACACUUUUAUCACAGUCCAUAGUAAAUUCCUUACCUCUCAGAACUCGCUGUGCCUCUCUCGGAGACCUGCUGGAUGAAUCGAAAAAUGCACAAAAAGCACUUCAGGUUCCAGGCUUCCACAAGCCGCCCCAAUCCUGCCUGGCUAAAAUGGAGGCGAAAGUGGCCUGCGAAAGGGAGAAGACAGAGAAACUUCUGCAAAAGGUUUUAGGUGGAGAGUUAGAACAAGCCCAGAAGGGGAAUGGUCCCCCAGUAGAUGCAAAGACCAUACUCAAUGAAGCAGUAGAACAGCUUCGGCAAGCAACACAAGUCUUACAGGAAAUUAAAGAACUGAAUAAGGAACCGAGAGAGAAACAGAAAGGAAAGCAGAAGGAUCUAGUGACUCUUUAUAGGAGAAGUGCUCCCUGAGAUGUACUUUAGAAGACACAUUUCUUACAAUCAAGCUAAACAUUUGCUAUUUACAAUUUACACCAUUGCUAGGCCAGUGUUAAGUAAGGUUACGUUUUGCAAUGCACAUGCUACCUAGGAAGAGCAGGGCAUUUCAGCUGUAGGGUGUAUUUUUUGUUUUGUUUUGUUUUUUUUGUUUGUUGUGUCUUCAUGCCAUAUUCCCAUCCCUGAUCACAAUAGGAAGUUAGAGGGCAUUGAACAUCAGUUGCGAAAAUGUGAAUAUUCUUUAAGGUCUUGAUCGAGCGCACAUUGAUGUCAGUGGAAAAACACCAAUGGGCUCUGGAUCUGGCCCUAAAAGAGGGAAAAAAAACUCACAACACUGGUAAUCAGACAAAAGGUCAGUUUUUCAAAGGAGGGCAAUGGAUAUUCCAGCAAAAAUUCAUGCGUGCUAGGGAUGUUAAAUAUCAGUUAAUUCAAUAGUCGAUUAAUCUAAUCUAAUGAAUUCUUAUCGGUUACUUGACUAUUCUAUAGUCCCUGGGGGUGGGACCGACAGCCAGUUUAAAAGCCAGCUCCCCUCAUGGACCAGCGGCAGCAGC